This is a messenger RNA of Hippocampus comes (tiger tail seahorse), 498 nucleotides long. RefSeq names its product gastrotropin-like. The record is from RefSeq and is a predicted model, not a curated record. Bases 62 to 439 code for a protein of 125 amino acids. Gene Ontology annotation, molecular function: lipid binding. The transcript is spliced from 3 exons. Lineage: Eukaryota; Metazoa; Chordata; Actinopteri; Syngnathiformes; Syngnathidae.
AAAAACGGGAGCCGAAAGCUUGCGGACCGCAGUCAGCGGUGUAGUCGCACUCGUCUUCAUUAUGUCUUUCAACGGCAAAUAUGUGUUGGAGAGCCAGGAGAACUACAAGGAGUUCCUGGAAGCUAUUGGGGUGUCAAAGGUGGAAGUUGCCAAUGAAGACAUGGUGACGGACAUCUACCAGGGCGCUUACUACAGCAUUACCAAAUAUAUGGGCGGUGACAGUGUGACCCACACGUUCAUGCUUAACAGGGAGGCGGAACUGGAAGAUCUGGACGGCACAACAUUCAAGACCACUGUCCGUUUAGAAGGAGGUAAAAUCAAGAUCCAGUUCCCCAAAUAUGUUUACACUGCUGAGGUGUCUGGUGACAAACUUACAGAGAUUAAUUCCAUUCCGAAUGGGAUUACCAACAAGAUGGUGAGCAAGAGACAAGCAGUGUAAUCUGGAAAUAAGAUCUUGCAAAACUGCAUUUAAACCUAAUAAACAAGCAUUCAACAUGG